CUUUACCUUAGCGUCGUUUUUCCCUCCCUCACACACACAAACACUGGGUGAAACAGUCACAAAAACGCUCACACAAAACGGCACGCUGAAGGUGCGUUUGCCCGGAAGGAAGCUCGCACCAUGUCUCUCGCAGGUGUCAUUGCUGCUGUCAGGACGGGUUGGAUGUGUGCGGCGAGCUGCGAGAAAACAAUGCCGUCUCACAGCGGAGGAGACAUGGAUUUGAUUUGAAGCUGCCUUCAAAUUCGUAUGCCGCCGCAGGUAUGAAUCUCAUCUCUUCCAAUUCAAUUAAAGUAGCUGGAUGAAGACGGCGUUUCGUUGACCUGUGGGGCUCUGGUACGGUCGGGAGAGACUGUGGGGACCUUUUAAUUAGCCUCAGACUCUCCCCUGGAGGGCUUUUUUUUCAUCGACUGCCAUUUUCCCGGGAAACCAAGAAAGAAUUUAACUUCAGGGAUGAUGGACUGAUGAUUAUUAAUUAAUCUCGAUGUUUUCUCCAAGGAGGACAUUAAACUGUUUGCUGUUUUUUAAUUGGAUGCACCCUUAUCGGAGCUGCAGCAGUAAAAAAAUAAAAUGGGUAAAUACUACACUACUCUUGAUACUUGGUCUCCUGUUGACCAAUGACAAGAGAAGUCAAAAACCCACAAUCUAAGGGCCAUUUGAUUCGUCUCAAAGUUAUGUCUGGCCAGUUGAAAUCGUUUUAAUGACAUUUUAGAAGCACUAAAAGAUUACCUUGCACCAACAAACUGGAUGUAAACGUCGUGUCCAGACCGCAAUCAAAUCAAUGUUUUCUCCUUGCUCCCAAAUCUCAGUCUGCCAGUUUGCAUUAUGACACUUGUCCUCUAAUCAUCAUCUAAAACGCUUAAUACAAUGAAUUGAACCGUGUUGCCCUGCAGAGGAUGAUCAGUGCAAUGCAUCAAAACUAAUGGACUGCACAUACUCCUCCUGAUAUCAAGUUGACCAUGGGACUAGUCAAAAUGUUGCUUUGGUCAGUUGAUGUUUCCAUGAGGUCCUAAAUGAAAACUAAGCCUCCCCUUUGUUUCAAUCUGCCUUUUCACCUUGGAGACCACCAACAAUCAUCGCAGUGGUUCUAAUACUGUGGCCCCAUAGUUUGCCUUCCUCCUCUUUGGAUUUUUACUUGAAGCCUUGGAUUUCGUAAUAGCAACAUGGCAUCCCCCCAACGUCAACAACUGCUGCCUCACAACACAGAGGUGAGCUGUGACUCGAGUGGCGAGGGCGUCUCAGUGAGGAUUGGGAACAGUGUUAAACACAAGCACGGCGGCGGGCCACUUGUUUCCAUCGGGGGAGGAUCCAAACACUGCAAGUAUAGUAUAUCCUCCAGCUGCAGUUCCGGGGAGACGGCAGUCAAGAGGACGUUGGUCAAGAGCUUCCGCUCGCAAAGGAGGGUUCCUCAGCUUUUCGAGAGGUCUGCCGGUCACUUGUGGGACCCGAAGUUUGACUCGUCUAUCCUGGAAGAGGCAUGCCGAGAACGGCGUUUCCCUCAGACACGACGACGUUUCCGCUAUGUGCUCUUUUACCUGUCUGCCGCCGCUAUCCUCUGGGGAUUUUAUUUUGCUGCCAACCCAUCCCGCUGCAACAGGAUGGUCUUUCUGAUCCCCACUGCAUCCUUUCUCAUUUUCUGCUGCCUCCUCUUCAUGCUUACUUUUACCAAGUUUUACUCUCGCUGCUACAGUCAAGCAUCCCUGUUGCUUAUUGUUGUCACCUUCAUGCUGACACUGGGCCCUCAGAUCCAGACGUCAAGCUUCAGAGAUCCGCAGACUCUCGCUGAUUUGUUGGAUGUAGAUAAUUUCAGUGGGCUGCCACACAAUCUAUCCUACGUAAGGAUUGUAGAUGGUAGCGCCUGCUCCGCCUGUGUCUCCCCUGUCGGUACCUUCUCCCUCUGCAUUGAGGGUCUCCUGUUGCUCUACAGUGUCCUGCAUGUUCGCCUCUUUGCUUCUGUCCUUCUCGGCUUUCUCUACUCUGUCUGCUUUGAGAUUUUGGGCUCAUUCCAUCUCACCCAGGUGGGUGGCAAUUUAAGUUUAGCCCCUGAGAAAGACCUGGAUAUCCUUGGUUGGUUAGGACCAGCAAAAGCCCUGCUCCACCUGUGCGCGCACGCCAUUGGGAUCCACCUGUUCAUCAUGUCUGAAGUGCGGGCACGCAGCACCUUCCUGAAAGUCGGACAAGCUAUCAUGCACGGCAAGGACCUGGAGGUUGAGAAAGCCUUAAAGGAGCGAAUGAUCCACUCCGUUAUGCCCAGACUCGUGGCAGAUGAUUUGAUGAAGCAAAGUGAUGAGGACGCUGGCGACAGUUCGGUGAAGCGAUACUCCACAAGCGGAGCUGUUGCUGUCAUCUCCAGCCCCAAGAACAAUAAACACAAGAAAACCUCCAUCCCUCGAGGUCAGAUCAUCUUCAGACCCUUCAACAUGAAAAGGAUGGAGCCUGUCAGCAUCCUCUUUGCUGAUAUUGUGGGUUUUACGAAAAUGUCGGCCAACAAAUCGGCCCAUGCGCUAGUGGGCCUUCUCAAUGACUUGUUCGGACGUUUCGAUCGACUGUGUGAGCUGACCGGCUGUGAGAAGAUCAGCACCCUCGGGGACUGCUACUACUGUGUGGCUGGAUGUCCUGAACCCAGGCCCGACCAUGCGUAUUGCUGCGUGGAAAUGGGCCUGGGCAUGAUCCAGGCUAUUGAACAGUUCUGCCAGGAGAAGAAGGAAAUGGUCAACAUGAGGGUGGGCGUCCACACCGGCACCAUCCUGUGCGGGAUCCUCGGCAUGAAGCGCUUCAAGUUUGACGUCUGGUCCAAUGACGUCAACUUAGCCAACCUGAUGGAGCAACUGGGUGUGGCCGGCAAGGUCCACCUUUCGCAAGCUACCGCCAACUUUCUGGAUGACCGCUACCAACGUGAAGACGGCCAGGUCAACGAAAGAAUCGGACAGAGUGUGGUUGCCGACCAGCUAAAAGGCCUGAGGACCUACCUGAUUUCUGGAAGGAAACUGGAGAAGCCUCCUCCUUGUAACUGCUCCCAGUCGGCCUCUGAACACGCCGACUUGAGGUGCUGCUCGCAGGGAGCGCACUCGUUUGAUGGAGCCCCGUCAGCCUCCGGCCUACCCCUGCCUCCGUGUCCAUCCUGCAAUGUCGUCCUCAUACCAGGGGAUGAGAAGGUGCUGGAGGAAGUUGAUGUGAACAACGGGUGCCAUGAAGACCACAAGACCAGUAACGGCAAGGACAUUUUGGGUUUGAAGAGUCCCACGGGGGUAUCUGCGAGCCGCGGCUCAAAAGCUCUGAACGGCCUGCUGAGUCCCCGGUUGGAACCUCUUCACAACAGCCAAACGUCGCUGUGCGAGAUGCUGCAGGAGAAGGAGAAGAAGACGUGGGUCGGAGGGUCCCUGGGCAUGGAUCAUUCGGCGCUCAUUCCGCUGCGCUCCAAGAACUUCCGGGAGAGAAGCGAUGCCCACUUUGUGGACGUCAUUAAAGGAGACAGCCUGAUGAAGGACUAUUUCUACAGACCGCCCAUUAACAAACUGUGCCUCACUUUCCUGGAUAAGAGCCUGGAGUCUGCCUACCAGAUAAGCUUCCAAGAGGAGGUGGAGGCCCCAGCAUCGACGCAGACUUUCGCAAGCCCAACGUUCAGUUCUUUCCUGGACAUGCUGCUGUGCUCUUUGGUGUUUCUGGCUUUGUCGCUGGCUUGUUUCCUUCACCCCAUCGUCUCCCAGAUGAGUCUACCCACACCGGCUCUCACCGUGACCACCGCGGCUGCCUUGCUGGAGGCCCUGGCACUCUUGUUUGCUAUUCGUGUGGCGUUCUACCUGGACGGCGCUCUGAAGUGCACACGGAUGCUGAUGAAAGCCGUGUCAGGUUGGAUGCCUCGUCACCUCAUCGGCGCCGUCACGGUGUCCCUGCCCGCUCUGGCGGUUUUCUCCCACGUCACUUGUGAUAUGCAUCACUCCAUUCAGUUCACUAUGUUCAUCUGCUGUGCUGUCAUUAUUGCUAUCAUUCAGUUCUGUAACUCUUGCCAGCUCAGCUACUGGAUGCGCUCAAGUUUAGCAACUCUAGUUGGACUGGCACUUCUUUCACUGCUCUUCACAUCUCCCUGCAGAGUUGCUGCAAAUCUUUUUUUCUGGUAAGUUUGUAUGUCAGACAGCGGCAACGGCUCAGCUGUCAAAUACGAGAUGCAGGCUGAUGGAGAUGCCGUCCAUCCCAAAGACCUGCUAGGCCCCGAGGCCUGCGUGGCCUUUUUCCUGCUCCUCCUCCUCAUCUGGUUCCUCAACCGGGAAUUUGAGGUGAGUUACCGUCUCCAUUACCACGGCAACGUGGAGGCCGACCAGCACCGCAUCAAGAUCCAGAACAUGAGGGACCAAGCCGACUGGCUGCUGCGCAACAUCAUCCCCAUUCACGUGGCGGAGCAGCUGAAGGUCACGCAGAGCUACUCCAAGAACCACGACAACGUGGGCGUCAUCUUCGCCAGCAUCGUCAACUUCAGCGAAUUCUAUGAAGAAAGCUACGAAGGCGGCAAGGAGUGCUACCGGGUCCUCAACGAGCUGAUCGGCGACUUUGACGAGCUGCUGCGGACGCCCGCCUUCGCCAAUAUCGAAAAGAUCAAGACCAUCGGCGCCACGUACAUGGCGGCGGCGGGCCUCAACGCUCAGCAGUGCGCCGACGCCGCCCAUCCUCACGCUCACCUGCGCGCGCUCUUCGACUUUGCCCUGGAAAUGAUGCGCGUGGUGGACGACUUCAACAAGAACAUGCUGGGCUUCGGCUUCAAGCUCCGCAUCGGGUUCAACCACGGGCCCCUCACCGCCGGCGUCAUCGGUACCACCAAGCUCCUGUACGACAUCUGGGGAGACACGGUCAACAUCGCCUCUCGCAUGGACACCACGGGCGUGGAGUGCCGCGUACAGGUCAGCGAGGAGAGCUACUGCGUGCUCAGCGGCAUGGACUACGACUUUGACUACCGCGGCACCGUCAACGUCAAGGGGAAAGGACAGAUGAAGACCUUCCUUUACCCCAAAUGCGGCGACAGCGGCCCCGUGCCUCAAUACCAGCUGUCCGUGUCCCCGGAGAUCCGAGCGCAGGUGGACGGCAGCAUCGGACGCUCGCCCACCGACGAAAUCGCCAGCAUGGUGCCCAGCGCGGCGUCGAGCGGCAGCAUGGUGCCCAGCGCCAGUGCCGGAUCCUCCGCCAAAACGGGCCUUUGUCACGAGAGGGCCGACGGGCUUCAAUGGCGUCCUUCUGCGCAGGCCUCUCACGCCAGGCGAUCCGCUUCGCACAGCGGCCUGACGUCCGUGCACGUCGACAACCUGGAGGGACCACCCUCGGUCGCCGCUAGGAGCCGACUCAUCGUCUCGGUGGCGGUAAAGCCGACCCGGAAUGCGACGGCAGCGUCCCAGAAGGACAAACUCCAGGAUUCCAACAGGCUCUAAGCAUUUUCGAAGCUUUUAUCGCAAGCAUGCCAGUCAGGAGUGGGGAACCUUUUUCCGUUUUCAUAUAAAGUCCAGGACUGAUUGCUGAAAAAUGCUCCAGGUUUGAUAUUGGGGAGCUUGCCUUCCUAUUUUUUGUUUGAAAGUUGCAGUCGGUUGCGCUUGCCUCUUCCAGCCGACAGUUGGCGUUUGAAGCACCACAGUAUGGAAAAGCCCAAAGGAAAGCCUGUUUUUUUUUUUUUUUUUAAAUGCUGGAAAGCGACUGACAAUUUUAACGGCUUGUGCCAAGUCCAAAGAAGAGAGUGAUAUGACGAACCGCAUACUUGAUUGAUUAUCUCUACCUUUAAUCUGUCUUCUUUUAAGUGCCUUUAGAAUAGAAGAACUUCUAGACUCCAGCCUUUUUUUCCAAAAACACUUAAAAGGGAACAAAAAUGCUUUAGAUGAAUCAGUGUUUUGCUUUCUAACAAGUUUUGUUGGUUUUUUUUUGGGUUGGCGUUGGGGGGGGGGGGGGCGGCAGCGACACUUUGCCUUUGGUUAUCUCCAGCUGACCUUACAUGCAGAAAGUGCUACAUGAUUUCUAAGAGUUAAAUGCUUUCUUUGUUCGUCGUGAAAACACCAACACUGUUUAACUCAUUCAGUACCAGCCAAUUCUAGACCAAGUCUGAAAAGACGUUUUUAAACGUCUUUGGGAGUGAAUGAGUUAAGAGACUCGUGGAGGUGGAGCUGCAUGUUGAGUGUGCGUAACUGCAUGUACAGUAUACAUGGCGUGUGGGUUUUGUUUUUAUGUCCGUUGCAACAAGAUCAGAUGAAAAGCUAAGGAAGGACUAGAAACCUUCUUUUAUAUGUCGCUUAAUGUUUCCUUUUUUUCUGUUUUGUCAUUCCCCCCAGUAAUAUGGGGCAGUCUCUCUCAGCUAAUAUGUGAGAUUGAAACGUUUGCCUGAAACUCUUUCUUGUCUCUGUGAAGCAGGAAACUACACAUUUUAGAGUGACUGAAUGGAUUUUUGGAUAAGAGCAAAACACAACUGCCCAAUUAUUAAUAUUGUGGUAACCCUUGAAAUGUUUCUGUGAAUCUUCUGUUGCUCUUAUUUAGAACAUAGACGCUGGAUGCAUUAUGUUUUAACUUGCCGUACAUCAUUGAUUUACUUAUAGGAUUAUUGUUAUUAUUACAAUGCAGCCUCAAAAGUAAAAGUUAAAAGUAUUUAUGAUUCAGAAACUUUCCUAGAAAAACAUGCCUCAAAAGUCACAAAAAAACGAAUUUGUACUUGAAGUCCACAGUCAUGCACCAAUUUUCUCUCUACUGGAUGACAAUUUUGACAUGUAAAAUAUACAUUUGGACCCCUGCUAUUCACGUACAAUUCUGAUGUCCAUUGAAAUGCUACCCCUAGUCCUCAAAUCACCCCAAAUUUUUAAAAAAUUCUCACACUUUGCUUCAUCCAUAAUUAGCCCCCCCCCCCAAACUAGUUUUUACACUUGUGGGACAUUUACUCUAAAUAUGCUUUUUGAUGUAUAGUGAUUCGCAUCACAGUUUUGAUAUUCUGGGUUUGGAUCUCAUCUCCAGCUCCUUUGUUUUUGCAAAAUAGAAACAAAAGCCCCAAAAAGUUUCCACGGUGUGAUCUGAAGUUAGGCUGAUUUAACGAAAUGUGUGCUCAUGGGCUAAACAAAUGAACAGUGAAAAUCAGACUGCAUUAACAUAAUCAAGCAGUGCUAACCAAAAUUAUUGAUGUUCUCAAAAGAUAUUUAUAUUUUUUUGCCCGUUUGUCAUGAUUUAUUUGAAAUUGCCAUCUGCGGUGUACAUAUAUAUUAUUUGUAUUAUUGUGGGUAUCUUGUGCCUUUAAUUUUCCUGUCUAUGCCAACAUUAACUAUAUUAAGUACCGGUAACUGAUGGAAAUGUUUUACGUAUUUAAGUAGUGCCUUUUUUUUAAACAUAAAUCAUUGUGAACAUACGCAAUACAUGACAUAGGCGAGCCAUACAGCUAACUUGUUUUGUCAUAUCUAUUAUGUCCUGGAUGUAUUUUUCUAGUUUAUAGUUUUGAGCGCACCAAUGCAAAGGGAUUUGGUGCUACAGAAUUCAGCACAUACUGUAGUUCUCACCCAAAUACGUAUUUAUUACCACAGUAAUUGUACGCUUCAGCAGUGAUCCAAGAAGUACGUAGUAAGUUUUGGGUAAAGUGCAUAUUUCUCUAUUCUUUAUUAAUUUUGACAAUUUUUUUUCAGAUAAGUCAAAAUUAGUCAUUAGCAUCAUAUUUUAAUAAGUGUUUUAAGUGGGUAAUUUGUUUCCAUUUCAUUGUUUUUGUUUGUUUUUUUUUUGCUUCUUGGACAACAAAUAUGAGAUUUAAGAUGUUUGUUGUUUGACGUAAGCGGUGUUCCGAGCCAGCGUAGUGGCAUGCUGGGAAAUGUUGAUGCCAAAGAGUGUCAUCACCCUCUCGUCUGCAUUAAAAAGAAAAAAAUGUUUUUUGCGUAUUUUGGGUGAUUUGGGUGAGUGCAUGGUAUAUACCCGUACUCAGUUUUUCUGUAUGUUGAGUAUGACUUUGUAUUGUAUUGUAUCUGCGCAUUUUAUAUUAUUGAUACAAGCGCAUGUACUAAAUAACAAAGGAAUAGCCAUUUACCAAUGUCAAAAUAAUUUAUAGUGUGCUAAAUUGUGUUUGUGUUUUGAAAGGGACUCACUUAUUUAGCUGUAAUAAUUUAAAGCAUUUUCCCUCCACCAUCUGUCGGAUAUUUUGUCAGCUUGUUUGUUUUUUUUCUAGAGUCCCAACCACCCAAAUAAAGGCCCUUCUAAAUGUAAACAGUGCAAAGAGCCUGCGACACUUUUAUGACUUACUGUUGUUGGAUUGUUUUUUUGUUUGUUAGCUUGGGCGGGGGGGGGGGGGGGGGUUGUAUUGGUGCAUUUAUUUGUUGUGCCAAAGAAGGUAACGUUAACGUAAUGUCAUACCUUUCUUUAAUAUAUGGCAUGUCAACACAUUUUUUCCAUUGCUACUUUGUUGUUAAAUGUUUUUACUAUCCAACAUGAGAUGAAUGUGAUUGGAGGCAUUGGUUGAGGUUAUUCUACUGCUCACUCCAUAUCAAAAUACCCCAAAAAGUGUGUGUGUGUGUGUGUGUGUGUGUGUAUCCCCCCCCCACACACAUACACACGAGCACAACCAUUUUUUCCAUUCCAUUAUUUUAAAUAUAUUGUGGCUGCAUAAAUACACGGUUAUUAGUUUACGUAUUUGUGCUUUGUGAAGAGUUGUUUUU
Molecule: messenger RNA, 8639 nt
Organism: Hippocampus zosterae (dwarf seahorse)
Lineage: Eukaryota; Metazoa; Chordata; Actinopteri; Syngnathiformes; Syngnathidae
Product: adenylate cyclase type 9-like
Exons: 10
Biological process (GO): cyclic nucleotide biosynthetic process; intracellular signal transduction; adenylate cyclase-activating G protein-coupled receptor signaling pathway
Molecular function (GO): adenylate cyclase activity
Source: RefSeq, a predicted model, not a curated record